AUGAGUGUGGACGUACGUCUGAAAGUGUACUCUGUGGCACGAACGUAUGGUGACGUAAACAAACACAAACCGCAGGAGUACUGGGACUACGAAAACCACAAGAUAGAAUGGGGGGAGAUCAAAAGCUAUGAAAUCAUUUCCAAGAUUGGCCGAGGCAAAUAUUCAGAAGUGUUUCAAGGGAUAAAUAUCUUGAACGAUAAGGCUUGUGUGAUCAAGGUGUUGAAACCGGUGAAGAUGAAGAAGAUUUUCCGUGAAGUCAAGAUCUUGAAGAAUUUAACUGGUGGUCCCAAUAUCAUUGGGUUGUUGGAUUGUGUACGAGAUGAGCAGUCAAAAAUUCCGGUAUUAAUAUUUGAACGGGUCAAUAAUGUCGACUACCGCGUGUUGUAUCCGAAGUUUACCGUUGCUGACAUCCAGUACUACUUUACACAAUUGUUGGUAGCGUUGGAUUAUUGUCAUUCAAUGGGUAUAGUGCAUCGAGAUGUAAAGCCACAAAACGUCAUGAUCGACCCGUUGAAAAAGCAAUUGCGACUUAUUGACUGGGGGCUCGCCGAGUUUUAUCAUAUGGGCAUGGAUUAUAAUGUUCGAGUGGCUUCACGGUGUCACAAGGGUCCGGAACUUUUGGUCAAUCUCCAGCAGUAUGACUACUCAUUGGAUCUCUGGGCUGUCGGUUGUAUGUUGGCCGCAAUAGUAUUUAAGAAGGAGCCAUUUUUCCGGGGUGACUCUAAUAAUGACCAGUUGGUGCAAAUAGCCAAAGUUCUCGGCACCGAAGAUCUCAUGGCCUACCUUAACAAGUAUGGAUUGAAGCUUCCUGACGUCUACAAGAACAUCUUGGGCGAUUACCCUCGGCGCCCAUGGAGCAGUUUUGUAUCCAAGGAAAACGUGCAUUUGGUCAGCGACGAGGUUGUUGACUUGAUAGAUAAACUCUUGACGUACGACCACCAAGAGCGGCCCACAGCCAAAGAAGCCAUGAAUCAUUUGUUUUUCAGCAUAUAA
Messenger RNA from Meyerozyma guilliermondii ATCC 6260, 993 nucleotides. RefSeq names its product casein kinase 2 catalytic subunit (gene CKA2). Gene Ontology annotation, cellular component: protein kinase CK2 complex; nucleus; cytosol. Bases 1 to 993 code for a protein of 330 amino acids. The record is from RefSeq and is a predicted model, not a curated record. Gene Ontology annotation, molecular function: ATP binding; protein serine/threonine kinase activity. Gene Ontology annotation, biological process: regulation of transcription by RNA polymerase I; regulation of transcription by RNA polymerase III; DNA damage response. Lineage: Eukaryota; Fungi; Ascomycota; Pichiomycetes; Serinales; Debaryomycetaceae. The transcript has a single exon.